Bufo gargarizans (Asiatic toad) is the source of this 6823-nucleotide messenger RNA. It is a transcript of the gene TP53BP1, whose product is annotated as tumor protein p53 binding protein 1. Lineage: Eukaryota; Metazoa; Chordata; Amphibia; Anura; Bufonidae. Gene Ontology annotation, cellular component: nucleus. Gene Ontology annotation, molecular function: histone binding. The record is from RefSeq and is a predicted model, not a curated record. Gene Ontology annotation, biological process: DNA damage checkpoint signaling; positive regulation of transcription by RNA polymerase II.
GUUCCUGGGCAGUAGGCAGCGUGUGGUGGUGCGCUGUCCCUGCAUUCUGUAGGGCAUAUCGGCUCCCUGGCCGGUGAUAUAUCACGACAUUGGCGCUGUAGGAGAUACUGAAACUGCAAGCCGAUGGACCCCAGUAGGAGUCAGCUGGACUCCGAGUUUUCUCAGCAGGAUACACCAUGUCUGAUUGUGGAAGACUCCCAGCCAGAAAGUAUGGGAACAGAAGAAGAUCUGGACCGCGCACGCUUUGGUCUGCUUGCGCAGCAUCUUCCGCACCUGGAAUCACAAGUGGAAAGCCCUGUCAUGGAUUUUGUGCCUGGUAAACCUACCAUCGGUGUUAAAGAAAGCAUCGAGAUACGUGAGUCCUCAAAAGAAAAUCAUCUAGAGUCUCUGACAAAACUGCAUGCACCAAGCAGUGAUCAUAUUCCUAGCCAAAUAAUUGAGCGAAUUCCUUGUCCAACAAACAAAAUCAGUGACUUCAACUUGGAUGAAAAUAAUGAACUUGAAGGGGCUGCUGACUGCACUAAACAGUCCUUGCAAGCGGACGAUUCUGGAACCUCACAGCUGGCAUUUGGAGUGCUGGAAUUAUCCCAGAGCCAAGAUCUUGCAGGCCAAAGUACAAAGGAAGGUGCUGGAAUGGAAGAUGUAACAAACUCUGAACCUCAGACACAAGAAUGUAACCAAACAGGAAUCCAUGACAUUGGUGCUCAAAGUAGGGAAGGAGACAGUGUUACAGAACAUGUGCUGGAGGAUUCCAAACGACUACAGGAGGAAGCAUGUUCUGUGGAAUUAUCUAACAACCGAAGUGAGGAACAAACAUGCACUACUGUAAACCCCAACUCUGAAGAGAAAAAGCAGCUGAGCUACCAAAACAUUCAGACUAAAGUGGAAUCGUGCAGCGCAAAGCCAGAGGAGGAAGAAAUGGAUACUUCAGAUCUUGUCUCUAGUCAAGAAGACCUAUUUGGGCAGCCCAGUAACACAGAAUCUCAUAUCAGUCCUGUUGCAAGCAAGAUUGUUUCUACUCCAGCUGACACAUUGCGCCUCCUGCAGUUCUCAGGACAGGCCACCCUUGCACCUGUAAAAGUCUCGGGCAUUUCCUCGGACCCAGGGUCUCCUUCCCCAGAUACUAUCCAGCCUACCCCCAUCAUUGUACCCAGCUCACCGACAGAGCAGGAAAAAGAAGUUGAAGACAUGGAAAUAGUCGAACCAUCAAGUAAAACGGUAGAGAGUAGGCCGCAGGAGGAGUCUCCAAAACCUAAAAACGACCCUUGUUCAGCUGUAGCUCAAGUAUCAACACCAGUGUGCCAGAACACUCCAGCAUUCGUGCCAGGAUCUUUUGUGGCACCUUCACAGCCACAGUUUUCUCAUGAUGUAUUUGUGCCAACGCCGAGUGUCGACGACUCUCUUUCCAGAGGGCAGAGUGAACAUCUGCAUGUGCCUCAGGACUGUGAAAGUCCAAGAGGUCCUAGUCUAAGGUCUGAAGACACCGAAUUAAACCCAAGACCAUCCCAGGAAAAUGUAGAAGAUGAAUGUAAUUUAAUGCUAUCCACAAGUGAACUUAUGGAGACUGAUACCCCACUCGCAGAGGAUGUUAGUGGAGCAACACAAAUUGAAGAGGAUGAAGAACAAGUAAUCAAUCUUUCUACAAGUACCAAGGAGACUCCCCUGCAAGCAGAUGCUCCACAAGAAAACCAGGAUACUGUACAUAGGCAGCCAAUUGACCUGGCACAAGAUGAUGCUCCCAGUAACAGUAAUAAAAGUGCCCAUGUAGACGUUGAUGUCAAUGACCAUAAAGAUUGUAACACCCAAACUAUUGACUCCGGUAGUCAGAAUGUCUUGGUAUCAUCUUUAAAUUCAGAAGCCUCUUUGAGCAUUUUAGAUCAAGAGGUGUCUGAUCACAAGUUGAAUUCAGUUGCUGAUAGUCUUUCUGGGGAUGUCGAUGAAGUUCCUGAAACUCCUUAUGAUAAUGAAGCUGCAGAAAGUGAACAGAAAGGAGAGGGCAAUCUCAAUCUUGCUCUUUCAGAGACUCAACAUCUGUGUUCUCAUGGUGUCGAGCCUGCCGAAGCAAUGGAGGUUGAUCAGAUCGAAGAUUCUCAAGUCUUUGAAGGGAAACCAGAUUAUGCGAAUGUCGAAGAUCAGCAAUCCAUUAUGCCAGAAAAUAAAUGUGAUGAUGUAAAGCACAUAAAUCCUGUGCCUUGUAUAUUGCCUUUACAUUCUGAUGUACCUCCACAAACGGAAAACAAUGAAUGUGACAAGUCUGCCGAUGCAGUUGAGGGAUCAGAGGUUGGUCUCCCAAGUGCUCAACAGAGUACCGGACAAGAGCAGAAAGUUACUCUUGUUCAAGUUUUAGAGAAGCCAAAGCAAAUCUGUAAGAUAGACAACUCUCAAAGUGAAGCAAAAGAGAAAACUGACAAUAUUCUGCCUGCUGCUAGCGACUGUGACAAGUCAUUGAACUCCCCAUCACCUCUUCAGCAGAUUUCACAUCUUGCUGACUUGCCUGUAGCUCCAAAGGUAAAUGAAGAGCUCAUUGUAGAAGGGGAAAAUGAAGAGCGCAUUGUAGAAAAGGAAAAUGAAGAGCGCAUUGUAGAAAAGGAAAAUGAAGAGCGCAUUGUAGAAAAGGAAAAUGAAGAGCGCAUUGUAGAAAAGGAAAAUGAAGAGCGCAUUGUAGAAAAGGAAAAUGAAGAGCGCAUUGUAGAAAAGGAAAAUGAAGAGCAGCCUGUGCCUGAAACACCAGAAUGCGUUAAACAAGUAGAUCAAGAAUCGAAUUUGACCGAACAGGUUAAAGGACAACAGGAUUGUAUCCUGGCUGAGGAUUCAGGAGGCAUAAGCAUCAUGGAAAAAUUAACCCAAAAAUAUCCAGAGCCACCUAAAAACACAGAACAUGUUGAAAAGCUAGAAGAUAAUGUCAUGUGUGCAUUGAGCGUAGAAGAGGCAAACAAACCAUGUAGCCUUAAUGUAGUAGAAGAUGCUGCGAAUACACCAGACAAGAGUCCCUUGUCAAAAGAUAUCCCUGAAUCUGGAGGGAAUAUACAGUUAGAAUUUCCUGCAGCAGAACUUAAAGCUGUAUCUGCCAGUGAUAAAGAGAAUCCGUCUAAAGCUCCAGUACUAGACCUAAACACAAAAUCAGUUAGUGAGAAGCAUGAUGAGGUAAGUCCUCUGGAUGCAGACAACAUUCUAGCUCCUGAGUCGCAGAAGAAACCAGAAGUGAUAUCUCCUCAGAAAAUGGCAAUGUCUAAUAAAUGUAUCGACGAUGCAUCCAUUGGUUCUUGUGAAGAUGAGGCACAUGGGCUGGAUUCAGAACUUCAGGAGAAAACAGAACAGUCCACACGUAGUCUCUGUGAAAGCUCAAGUGAAACACCAUUCCAUUUUACGCUGCCCAAAGAAGGGGAUUUAAUUCAACCAAUAAGCAGUGUUACAACUCCAAUGAUUGGCCAGUUGAAACGGGGGCCACGAAGGCAUAGUACCCCGAUCGUUGUUGGAGACUGUCCAGACAGCACCCUAGCAACCAGUGAUGUCACCGCUGAGAGCAAUGUCGCCACCAACGAUGUUACAGUAGAGAGCGCCAUGGUCACGACAGAUGUGUCCGAGGAAAGUGACAGGGGAAAUUCAGGCUCUGCCUCUAAUGCUGAUGAGAAACUGUGUCUAAGGAUGAAACUUAUUACACCUGUAAAUGAGGAAAGCGAAAGUGCUCCAGAAUUUAGCUUGGAAAAACCUCCAGUUGUUGAGAGAACAAGUGGGACUGCCGCCGUGGAGGGGGGUAUUGCCGGUCACACAGAGAACUCCCCAUCUGUGUUUAUACGCGUGCGUGAAGCCCAUCGUGAAGACGAGACCCGAAGUCAUCAAUUGCCCCCUACACCGGUCAGGGCAAAUUAUUUCCAGUUCUCCAGUAAAGGAAACGAUGGAGCACCAAUUGCGUCUCAAAACAUAAAAGAAAUCUGCAAUGAUCAGGUCAAAGAUCGUCCCUCCCUACCAGAAAGUUCUGUCCAGGACAUAUCCUCUGAUCAGGAGGCCAUGGAAACAGAACCUUGUCAGGAAGAAAAUCAACAUGAUGCAGAGAGAGAGCGAAAAAAGACACCUGCUCAAUCUCCCACCCCACAAUCUGACGCAGAGGAACAUUUAUCUUUGGGUUCUAGAAACAAAGAAGUUCAGACUGUGAAUGUGGAAGAACCUAAAACUGCAGUUGUGUCCUCUUCAACCCAAACAGACAUCGGGCCGAACCCAGCAUCUAAGGUUGGUGAAGGAUCUGGUCUACAAAAUCUGAAGGUAUUAAAGGAGAACGAAAAAUCGGAAACCACACAAAAACAAGGAGAGAGAGAUGACACGGAGUCUUUGCACAGUCAGGGAGAGGAUGACUUUGAACUACCUCGUCCUGCUCCUGGCCGCAGUGUUCAUCGGCAUGUUCGAACAGUUCGGGAAGUACGAACGGUGGUCACUCGUGUUAUCACAGAUGUUUAUUACAUUGAUGGUGCAGAAGUGGAGCGCAAGGUCGUAGAGGAGGCAGAAGAACCAGUAAUAGAAUGCCAUGAAUAUGAAAAUGAAGUGUCACCUUCCAGGACAGUUGUCUCCUCUCUGACCUCUGGAGACCUUGCAGAUAUUAGUUCCCUCUCAUCAAAAGCUUCAAGUCUUCAGCGCACUUCUAGUGGAGCAAGCAGUGGCCUUUCUGCUGGACAGAGCACUAGCGGUAGUACUUCUGACCGGGGGAGAUUAACUGCAGGCAAAGGAAAAAGUGGCCAGCUGGACGCCGGAGACUUUGCCAUACCAAGUGGACGAGGAAGUGCUGGAAAACUGAGUCCUAGGAAAAUGGCCAGCCAGCCAGGGUCAUCACACAGACCGGGAAGACAAACUGGGAUGCAAGUAAGUGAGGAUGAUGCCGAUGCACCGCUUGGAAACAGACCAGGUGCCAAAGCUCCCCUUACACCUCGUGGAAGAGGAAGGAGGGGACGUCCUUCUUUUCGAGGAACUGGAUCAAGGGAAACUGGCACAGCGUCCCAUGCACAUGGCGAGGAUUCCACUGCUGCUGCCAUUCCAGAUGAAGAACCCUUUACCCGCAUAAAUAUUGGCCACCCGGAAGCACGUGACAAACCAAGCCCUGGUACACCCAUUAUGCAUCGCAGUGACUCUCCUGAAAUUCCGUAUCAGACUCCAUCCAAAAGUGAAAGCACGGACUCCCCAACUAGCAGUAGUUUUGUGGGGCUCAGGGUUGUGGCCAAGUGGUCCUCCAAUGGCUAUUUUUAUUCAGGAACAAUUACCCGAGAUGUCGGAGGAGGGAAAUACAAACUGCUGUUUGAUGAUGGCUAUGAAUGUGAUGUUCUAGGAAAAGACAUUUUACUAUGUGACCCUAUUCCAUUGGAUACAGAGGUGACAGCCCUAUCUGAGGAUGAAUAUUUUAGUGCCGGCGUGGUAAAGGCGCACAAGAGAGACUCUGGAGAACUGUAUUAUUGUAUUGAAAAGGAAGGUCAGAAGAAAUGGUACAAAAGAAUGGCGGUCAUACUUUCUCUAGAACAAGGAAACAAGCUGCGGGAACAGUUUGGACUUGGCCCAUAUGACCCAUGCACACCGUUAACAAAGGGAUCUGACAUCAGUCUUGAUAAUCUUGUGGAAGGAAAGCGGAAGCGGAGAAGUAACUUAAGUGUGACAAGUACUCCAACCACCUCACUUACAGCUAGUACAAGUACACCAACACGGAAAGGAUCCGACAACCCUCGCAGCUCCAUGGGUGUACCCUCUGGUAAACGGAAAUUAAUCAGCACAGAUGAGGAUACAUCUUCACCUAAACGUGGACGCAAAUCGCUUGUGAUGAAGUCAGGUGCUGCAAAAGGAGAAUUUAUGAGCCCCAGUGAAAGUGGAGAGACCAGUGACCAGGCAGCAGUCGAGGAGUCUCACGGACCUUUACCACAGAACAAGUUGUUGUUCAUGGGCUACUCCAUCUUAUUUACAACGGCCACCUCCAGUGACAAGAUCAGCAAUCGCCUGAGAUCAAAGGAAAUCAGCAGUGAAGAGGAAGAAGAAUAUGUGGAGAGCACACUUUAUAACCGACAGUACACAGAGGCACAAAUCCAAGCAGGAGGUGGUGAAAUUUUGGGCAGUUUCAGCGAAGCCCUGAGUAAAACAGGAACAAAAUGUUUGCUGGUUGCUGACCAGCAUUGCCGAACCCUGAAGUAUUUCCUGUGCCUUGCCAGUGGGAUCCACUGUGUGUCUCACAUCUGGAUACAUGACAGUUGUCAUUCUAAUGAGCUGCAGAAUUUCCAUAAUUAUCUUCUCCCUGCUGGAUACAGCCUUCAAGAGGACAGAAUUCUGGAAUGGCAUGACUCCAGGCAUCCUUUUCAUGGUUUGCGCUUUCUUGUGGUGUCUGACCAGAAAGAAAACUUUUUGGAAAUGUGGACAGAAGUUGUAAUGACUGGUGGAGCAGCAUCUGCAAAACAGCACAACUCUACAGAUCUCAACAAAGAUGUUGCUUUGGGCGUUUUUGAUGUUGUUGUCACAGAUCGAUCAUGUCCAGAAUCCAUCUUAAAAUGUGCCCAAGCCCUGGCCCUUCCAGUAGUUUCUUCUGAGUGGAUUAUUCAGAGUCUUAUCCACGGGGAGAAAGUUGGUUACAAUAACCACCCUAAAUACAAACAUGAUUAUGUUCCCAGUUAAGAAGACCACACUACUCCCACUGCCCUUUUUAUCAACUUCUUUAUUUUUGCUGCUCUUUGCAUUGUGCAUACUGUGUUUUAGAUAGUUUUAAAUGUGUGUGUGGUUUUUCCCCACUGUUUGCAUGUGUUUACUUGUACAUAGUUUUAACUGCUGGACUUUUAUGACAAAAAUAAAUGUUCAAUCUACUUGU